Molecule: messenger RNA, 1418 nt
Organism: Halichondria panicea
Lineage: Eukaryota; Metazoa; Porifera; Demospongiae; Suberitida; Halichondriidae
Exons: 5
Coding region: 479-1162 (227 amino acids)
Molecular function (GO): DNA binding
Source: RefSeq, a predicted model, not a curated record
AAUUGGCAUGUGCACUAUUUAGAAUACUCACGUGACAAGUCCAUGCUUGGGGUGCACUAUUUAGAAUGCGCACAUGUCAAUUAUAGUCAGAGUCUGGAGUAUAGUAUAGUAUAGUACUAGCUAGCUAGCUGCGUGCAGACCAUCUCUAGCUCUAUCAUCUCUAUCACUCAACCAACAUGGACUCCAUGGACUCAAGCUCCGAUUUUACAAGCGAGGCUGAAAUAGAUGAAAUAGACUCUGUAUCUCAGUCUCCACCAGCCUUCUCACCUCCAGCAGACCCAUCUAUCGGGAAUAUAAGGCCCAAGAGAUCACAAAAACCUUCAACUAAACUAAGAAAUAAUGCUGAAAACAUCAAGGCAGCACUUUUAGAUCUGUCAAGGGUUGCUAUUGUGAGGUGCACAAGGCCCAACUUAGUGAGCUGUCAACGGAGGGUGGUGAAGCACUCACUCUAGAGCAUCUGAAGAAGAGUAGCAAGUUGAUGCUGAGAUACAAGCGGAAAGACUACGCUGUUCAAUUUGUUCACUUCAAAGAUAAUUAUGACAAGGAGAAUAAAGAUAAGAAUGGGCCGAGAAAACAGAAGCGUCAACAGGAAAAAGAGGUAGAAGGCCUGCCAAGGCAAAAGGACACGUCAAAAGCGACGCUUGGUAUUCUCACGAACGCUCUGAAGAAGCGAAAAACAGUUGAAACAGUGGACUCAACUGCCGUUCUUAGUGACAAGGAUACUAAAUUUGAACGGGUAGAGAAACCCUUGUGUGAGGUGAUACUAGCGAGGAUCGACCGGAUGGAGAACACACUAUCUGAGCUAGUGGCACUCUUGAAGUCCCGUCCACAAUCUGUAGAAGAUGCAAGUGUGGCAGUAAAGCGUGAAACGUCUGAUGAAAUUAUAAACGGUCGGAAUGUAAUGCGUGUACCAGCAAGGGAUGCGUAUGCAUUUGCCCUCUUGCUCAUGGAUGCUCUGUUUUCAAGGGAGGAGCUGUCCGGAUGUCUACUAUACAAGUCAGACAAGAGCAAGAAACCUGGUCUGGAUGGGGAAAGGGUCCAACAAAUGAUGAUGCUGGUGGAGAGGAGGUUUGGCGCGGAAGGCUGGAAUGAUAAAACUUUAAUAGCAAAGGCAAACCAGAAGUGCCGGGAUUCUAAACCCAUCGUUAUUAAGGAGGACUGAUGCGCGCUCGUUCAUUCUGUUUAUGUUUUAUAUCAUUAGAGAUUGCAAGUUUCUGAAAAGUUACUCGAGUUCCCUUUGCAUGUUUCUCACAUGAUCCACUGAAAUUCAUGCGUGUUUCUUACCUAGCCCUUGCAUGAUUCUUUGACUAUAAAGGCAUAAGUUUCAGGUGUGUUUCUUGCAAUUGUAAUGCAUGAGCCUUACAUGAAUCUUGUAUAAGAUUCAUGCAGAGUAUCUUGCAUGGAGCUUGCACCAAAAU